This is a messenger RNA of Batrachochytrium dendrobatidis JAM81, 2788 nucleotides long. RefSeq lists its product as uncharacterized. Gene Ontology annotation, biological process: cellular response to heat. Lineage: Eukaryota; Fungi; Chytridiomycota; Chytridiomycetes; Rhizophydiales. The record is from RefSeq and is a predicted model, not a curated record. Gene Ontology annotation, cellular component: cytoplasm. Gene Ontology annotation, molecular function: ATP hydrolysis activity; ATP binding. The transcript has a single exon. The coding region runs from base 20 to 2716 and encodes 898 amino acids.
ACACAUUCUCACAACUGAAAUGCUUUCUCCUGAAAACUUUACUGACAAAACUACCAGCGUUAUCUCAAAAGCAAACGAGUUGGCUGCUGAAUACUCUCACAUUGAAAUCUCUCCCGUCCACAUUGCAGUCGCUCUUUUUGAUGACGAAAGUGGUUUGUUUCGUUCCAUAUUACAAAAAGCCGGUGCAGAUCCUGCCAUGUGCGAACGAAAAUUAAAAUCGAUUCUCGUUCGUCAAUCCUCACAGACCCCUGCGCCUACUCAAAUCUCCUUUCAUCACACAACCGCUGCUUUGAUUCGCACUGCCGACGAAAUUCGAAAGAAGCAAAAGGACUCGCAUCUAAGCAUUGACCACUUGAUCUUGGCAUUAUGUGAAAACAAGGAGAUCAUGGCUGCUCUUGCUGAAGGUGGUGCUACCAAAAAAGCCAUUGAUGCUGCCAUCACUCAGAUUCGUGGUUCCCGCCAUAUUGAUUCCAAAUCUGCCGACUCGACCUACGAGGCACUCUCCAAAUAUGCCAUCGAUUUGGUUUCUCUUGCCGAACAAGGAAAACUCGAUCCCUGUAUUGGACGAGACGAUGAAAUUCGCCGUGUCAUUAGGGUUCUUGCUCGACGAACAAAAAACAAUCCCAUCCUUGUUGGCGAGCCCGGUGUUGGAAAAACAGCUAUUGUUGAAGGCUUGGCCCAACGUAUUGUCCGCAAGGAUGUUCCCAUGAGCUUGCAAGCCCGUCUUUACUCUCUUGACAUGGGUGCGCUAAUUGCUGGUGCGAAAUACCGUGGCGAGUUUGAGGAGCGGCUCAAGGCUGUGCUCAAGGAGGUUAAAGACUCCAACAGCAACAUCAUUCUUUUUGUUGACGAGAUUCACACAGUUCUUGGUGCAGGAAAAUCAGACGGUGCUAUGGAUGCUGCCAACUUGAUGAAGCCCAUGCUUGCUCGUGGCGAAUUGAGAUUGAUUGGUGCUACGACUCUGGGUGAGUACCAAAAGCAUGUCGAAAAAGAUGCUGCAUUUGAGCGUCGUUUCCAACAAGUAAGUGUUGGCGAGCCGUCUGUCGAAGCUACUGUAUCUAUUCUCCGAGGCAUUCGCGAAAAAUGGGAAGUCUAUCAUGGUGUUCGCAUUGCUGAUGCAGCACUGGUCACUGCCGCUACUCUUGCUGACCGUUACAUCACCACUCGCUUCCUGCCUGACAAAGCAAUCGAUCUUGUUGACGAAGCGUGUGCAAGCAUCCGCGUUCAGCUCGACAGUCAACCCGAGGCCAUUGAUAUUCUCGAUCGUCGUUUGCUCCAACUUGAGAUUGAGGCUACAGCACUUGAAAAAGAAAAAGAUGGCGCCAGUGCUCAACGUCUUGCCAAGGUUCGACAGGAAAUUAGUCACAUUCAAGAGCAACUCAAACCACUCAAGAUGCGGUAUGAUUCUGAAAAGGGUCGUAUUGAUGAGCUGCGCCAUCUAAAUCAGAAACUAGACGAGCUCAAAAACAAAAUUGCAGACGCUGAGCGACGAUACGAUCUUGCUCUCGCUGCUGACCUCAAGUAUGGUGCCGUACCAGAUCUACAGAAGCGUAUUGCCACUAUAGAGGAACAAAUGAAGGCUGAGCGCACUCAAAUUGAAUCUUCUGGCGCUGUCGAGUCUAAAUUGGUUAGCGAGCAUGUUGGUCCAGAUAAUAUUAUGGAGGUCGUAUCGAGAUGGACUGGUAUUCCUGUGACCCGCCUCAACAAAAGUCAAGUUGACCGUCUAAUUCAUCUCGCUGAUGCCCUUCACAAACGAGUUGUUGGCCAAGACAAGGCAGUAAAGGCCGUUGCCGAUGCAGUACUUCGAUCGCGUGCUGGUCUCUCUGGAUCUGGCACGAUUGGCAGCUUUCUCUUCCUUGGUCCUACUGGUGUUGGCAAAACCGAACUUGCAAAAACCCUUGCUCAUGAGCUGUUUGAUGACGACAAAAAAGGUCUGUUGCGUAUCGACAUGAGCGAGUACAUGGAACAACACUCGGUUGCACGCUUGAUUGGUGCUCCACCAGGUUAUGUAGGAUUUGACGAAGGUGGUCAACUUACUGAAUCUGUUCGUCGACACCCAUACUGCGUAAUUCUGUUUGACGAAAUUGAGAAAGCUCAUACCCAAGUGCUCAAUAUUCUACUGCAAGUCCUUGACGAUGGUAGACUAACCGACGGCAAGGGUCGCACUGUUGACUUUACCAACACAGUGAUCAUCAUGACCUCCAACCUGGGAUCGCAAUAUCUUGCAAAUACCGAUACCAAUAACAAGAGCAACCCGUCCACCAAUCCCGCGGUACGCGAGAUGGUCAUGACGGAAGUGCGCAGCAAGUUCAAGCCAGAACUCCUGAAUCGUAUUACAGAUAUUGUACUCUUUGAUCCUCUUGCCAAGGUUGAGCUUCGCAAGAUUGUACGGAUUCUUUUGGCUGAUAUCGAUAAACGUCUUUUCUCUAGCCAUCAAAUCCGCCUCCAUGUAUCUGAUGAAGCUGCCGAUGUGGUUCUUGAUCGCGCAUACGACCCAGUAUACGGUGCUCGUCCACUGCGAAGAUACUUUGAACGAUCACUUGUAACAGAAAUAUCCAAAUUGCUAAUAUCUGGAAAACUGCCAGACGGAAGCUCAGUGUCUAUCGAUACAAUCGACUACAACGUGCCACACAGUGUUGUAUUAGAUGAUCAGCUAUGUAUUCGCAUUGAAGCACCCAAGCAAGGAUCUUCGAUUCCAGCAGACAUGGAGAUUUAACCAGUUUGAAUUACACUAUUGUUUAACCAUGCAUUAUAUACCCAACAAUAAACAUGCGAAUUAUUUUAAUUG